This is a messenger RNA of Metarhizium robertsii ARSEF 23, 918 nucleotides long. RefSeq lists its product as uncharacterized. The transcript has a single exon. The record is from RefSeq and is a predicted model, not a curated record. NCBI's taxonomy places the organism in Eukaryota, Fungi, Ascomycota, Sordariomycetes, Hypocreales, Clavicipitaceae. The coding region runs from base 1 to 918 and encodes 305 amino acids.
AUGGAGAUAAUCCGCGAUAAGGAUCGAAGAUUGAUCUGGCUCUCUCAGUCUGCGUAUAUAGACAAGAUUGCUAAUCUGGCAAUACAAAAGCCAGAUCGGUGGCCAAACGUGCCUAUGUCUGGGCCAGAGCUACUGCCAUACAAGGACAGAGCAUCAAUCGCAUCAAUCCGCAGAUACCAGAAGAAGAUCGGAUCGAUCCUGUACGCGGCGGUAGUUACACGGCCGGACAUCGCUUUCGCCGUGUCAAGACUAGCAAGAUUUAAUAUGAAUCCUUCCGACGAACAUCAUGCAGCUGCGGACAAGGUUAUUCAUUACCUCAAAAGAACCAGAUCUCUGGCCCUACAACUGGGGGGAGGAGACGAUUUUUUAGUCGCAAGCGACGCCUCCUUCGCGGAUAACUCCAUCGACCGCAAAAGCUCGCAAGGAUAUGUCAUGCAGCUCUUUGGCGGUACAAUUGGAUGGCGAGCAAAUAAACAGGAUACUGUCACUACGUCGACGACUGAAGCCGAGCUUCUCGCGCUGUCACAAGCAACGAAAGAGUCAAUGUUCAUCUCUCGCCUUCUCCAAGAGAUCGGUAUCCGCUUAGAUAAUUGGACAAUACAGAUCCAGUGUGACAACCAGCAAACGAUCAAACUGGUCAACAAGGAAGUCGGACCACUGCAGACCAAACUUCGCCAUGUGAACAUCCACGACCACUGGUUACGUCAGGAAGCUGAAAACGGGACGAUCUCGGUAAAUUACGUACCAACUGGGGAGAUGGUAGCAGAUGGUCUUACCAAGGCACUCAGCAGUCAACCAUUCAAGGCCUUCGUCGAGCGCCUUGGUCUGGUGGAUAUUGAAACCCGACUAAAGCAGCGGGAAAUCGAAGAACUGGACACUGAGUUUUUGCUGGACAAAUUCGAACUGCUGGAACUGUGA